Ziziphus jujuba (common jujube) is the source of this 393-nucleotide messenger RNA. RefSeq lists its product as uncharacterized. The transcript has a single exon. Bases 1 to 393 code for a protein of 130 amino acids. The record is from RefSeq and is a predicted model, not a curated record. NCBI's taxonomy places the organism in Eukaryota, Viridiplantae, Streptophyta, Magnoliopsida, Rosales, Rhamnaceae.
AUGGCGAGCUCUCUCCCAUCUUUCCAACCACCAAUGAUCCGCGCCUCCUCUUCGUCUUCCUCGAGAAAACCCGACGCGAAUCGCCGCAAAGCCACCGUUUCGUCCAACUGGUGGACCCCGGUGUUUGGGUGGUCGUCGGAUCCGGAUUACAUCGGCAACACCACCAGCAGCGGCGGUCCAUCCCAAAACCCAAGGGCAAUGCCGGAUCCUGCUGAGGCCGAAUCGGGGCGACCACCCAGAUCCAGGUUUUCGGCGGGGUGCUUCACGGAAGAUAAGGCCAAGCAGCUGCGAAGGAAGACCCUGGAGAGUUCCACAUUCCACGAUGUCAUGUACCACUCGGCCAUCGCCUCUCGCCUCGCCUCCGAUUUAUCCGGUGUCCAUUCCGACAAGUAA